UGUUUUAUUUCUUUUAUAGUUCUAUUUUGUUUGUGUUUCUUUUGGAUUUCUCCUUCCUUCCUCAAAACUCUCAUCUUCAUUCUCUCUCCUCCACUAUCUCUCUUUACAAAACCUUAAUUUCAGUUUCAAUUUUAUUUAUCUGAAACUACGGAGUAAUUAUCACUGAGAAAAAAAGUCGAAGAAGAACAAGGAAUUGACAAACAACAACAAGAUGUUGCCGUCGUUGUCGUUAUCGUCGUCGUCCUCAGUUUCAGCUACGGUUCGUGUUGAUAAGGCUACCAGCGAGCUUCUUGUUGGUCCUGACUGGACUAUGAAUAUUGAUAUUUGUGAUUUCUGCAAUUCUAAUCACUGGUUGGCAAAAGAUGUGGUGAAAGAAGUGAAAAGGAGGUUGCAAAACAAGAAUCCUAAAGUUCAAUUGCUGACUUUAACGCUGUUAGAGACGAUGGUAAAAAAUUGUGGCGAGUAUAUACACUACCACAUUGCUGAGCGAAAAAUAUUGGAUGAAAUGAUCAAACUCGUAAAGAAAAAGGCUGACAUGCACGUGAGAGAUAAAAUUUUGGUACUUCUGGAUUCGUGGCAAGAAGCAUUUGGUGGCCCUGGUGGAAAAUAUUCUCAAUACUAUUGGGCUUGUGAUGAACUGAGGCGUUCUGGCGUCCAUUUUCCCCAGCGCUCUCCGCGUUCAGCCCCAGUGAUUACGCCGCCUGUCACCCAUCCAUCGAGAGUUGCUCAAGUUGGCUUCGGCAUGCCUGCCAAUUCUUCAAGAAGGCUGGAUGAAGCCAUGAGCUCUGAGGUUGAGAGCUUAAGCAUUUCGGCGUUGGAAUCUAUGCGGAAUGCGUUUGAGCUCUUGGAUGACAUGCUUCAAGCUGUCAAUCCUAACGAUCGUAUGUCUGUGAAAGAUGAAGUAAUUGUAGAUCUUGUUGAUCGUUGUCGAGCAAAUCAGAAGAAGUUGAUGCAAAUGAUCACUACUACUACUGAUGAGGAACUUCUUGCUCAGGGUCUUGAGAUGAAUGAUAUUUUGCAAAGUGUGAUUGCAAGGCAUGAUGGAAUAGCCUCUGGUGCUCCUUUGCCAAAUUAUAAGAGGGAUGUCAGUGCUCAACAUACAGAAUCAGUUGUAGACUCCAAUGCCAAUUGUACGGAGGCAAAAGACAAAUCUCUUGUUGAGGGCAGCAAGUCUCCAGCAUCUGAUGCGCCUGGUUCAGAGGCUCCUGCUGAAGAGGAGGAAGAGGAGGAUGAGUUUGCGUUGCUUGCACGAAGGCACUCAAAGACACAAGGUACACCUUCACAUAGUGCUGGGACGGGUUCUACAGAAGAUGCAGCCUCCUCCAGCGGCAGCAAUAAUGCACUGGUAUUAUUUGAUACUCCUUCACCUGCAACUGCGACAACUACUAGUUCAAAAGAGCAAGACCUUAUUGACCUUUUGAGCAUUGUUCUGACAACAAGUUCAACAUCUCCCGAAACCCCACAAGCUCCAAACCCAGCUCCUGCACAGGACACAUUUGAGACAUCUCUCAACAGUUAUGUUGUGCCAUGGGCGCAGCCUCAACAACAACAGCCUCAGCCCCAGCCCCAGCACAUGCAACCUAUGCCUCAAUAUCAAGGACAUUACCAGCCGAUGCAAUCUCAACCUCCGCAGGGUUACUCUUCUGUUUACCCACCACCUCCAUGGGAGGCAACUUCCGGUUAUGGUAAUAGCCAAAUUCAAGGGUCGAAUCCGUACCUCUACCCAAAUUCUCAAGGAACUGUAAACAAUUCUUCAGUGUCAAUGCAAGGAGGUUGGUCAUCACAGAAUGUAUAUCCACAAUAUGGAAAUCAACCAAUGUAUUCCAGUCAAGCUGCUGGCAGUUUCUCUCCAAUGCAAGGCGUGCGUACACUGCAGUAUGCCAAUUCCUUCCAAAAUCCGACAUCUAUAAACAAUAACCUUCACUCAAGUCCACAUAUGACUAAUACUUCAUCAUUACCUAUGCAAGGAGGUAGACCACUUCAGCAUGUCAACUCAUUUCCAGGCAAUGGGUCAGCUAUGAAUGGGAAUGCUACGGUGUUGAAUAAUAGCUCUAGCGUUGGUAUCCCUUCUACAGGACAGAAGCCUUAUAUUCCAUCUUACCGACUUUUUGAAGAUCUCAAUGUUUUGGGUGGCUCAGAAGGCAAGAUCAAGAGUGGUCCGUAUUCAAGUGCAUCAGGCACCCGAAUAUGAAUUGGAUUACUUUGCUCAUACAUGUGAAUAGAUGAGUAUACUACACAUUGGGCUUGUAAUUAUUCAGACAUCUGUUGAUGUUGGCUUGAACGUGUGGUGUUGGUAUUUCCAAUGAUUGAUAAAUAUAAUUUAAUAAUUUCUUGAUUGA
Messenger RNA from Spinacia oleracea (spinach), 2339 nucleotides. RefSeq names its product TOM1-like protein 6. The transcript has 10 exons. The record is from RefSeq and is a predicted model, not a curated record. Lineage: Eukaryota; Viridiplantae; Streptophyta; Magnoliopsida; Caryophyllales; Amaranthaceae. Gene Ontology annotation, biological process: protein transport to vacuole involved in ubiquitin-dependent protein catabolic process via the multivesicular body sorting pathway. The coding region runs from base 212 to 2191 and encodes 659 amino acids. Gene Ontology annotation, molecular function: ubiquitin binding; phosphatidylinositol binding.